AGUUCUAUUUGUACUUCCAUCAAGCGUGCAAGCAGUGUAUGGCAUUACGAACCAACCAAAUGCCAGUAUAAUCUCAGAAUUUGCAAUUUUUCUAAGCUAUUUGAAUGCAUUCAAUAUGGUUAUCAUAUUCAUUUGCCGGCAGAGAGAUGCGCGCUCUGCAGUUAUUGCGGCGUGGCGUAAAAUGCGUAAGAAGCAUAAAGACUCCGUGAAAAUACUCGUAAGCACAGCGGAUAUCUCACGUCAACCAACACUGCGAGCACAGAAGCAAACGUUUCAAACUCUGAGAGAAAAACGAAAGUCAACGCCAUUUUGA
Gongylonema pulchrum is the source of this 313-nucleotide messenger RNA. The record is from the annotation of a GenBank genome assembly. NCBI's taxonomy places the organism in Eukaryota, Metazoa, Nematoda, Chromadorea, Rhabditida, Gongylonematidae.